CUUAACCAAAUCGUCUCUUAUUUUUCCUCUUCUCCCAUCAACGAUUCCAUAAAAACCCUAUUUCACACCUUCAAGGUCCUAUCUCUCAUUCAUUUUGUCGAAAUUCGCCUAAGAUCUCGUAAUGCUUCUCAAUUUGUUUUUUGGGGAUCGACGACCUCUCAAAAUUAUAGUAGUACGUUUGCGAUUAGGGUAUUGUGGAUCCUGUGCAAAAUUUGGAUAGAGCAAGUGAUUUGAUGGAAGACCAUCAAGUUCUGGAAGGGAGCCAACCAGUUGAUCUCUCCAGGCAUCCCUCCGGAAUUGUUCCAACUCUCCAGAAUAUUGUUUCUACUGUCAAUUUGGACUGCAAAUUAGAUCUUAAAGCCAUAGCAUUACAGGCUCGUAAUGCAGAAUACAAUCCCAAGCGUUUUGCUGCUGUGAUUAUGAGGAUUCGAGAACCAAAAACUACAGCAUUAAUAUUUGCAUCUGGAAAGAUGGUGUGUACAGGAGCCAAGAGCGAAGCACAAUCCAAAUUGGCUGCACGCAAGUAUGCUAGGGUUAUUCAGAAGCUUGGCUUCCCUGCUAAAUUCAAGGAUUUCAAAAUUCAGAACAUAGUUGGAUCAUGUGAUGUAAAAUUUCCCAUUCGACUUGAAGGACUGGCCCUUGCUCACCGUGCCUUUUCCAGUUAUGAGCCAGAGCUGUUCCCUGGAUUAAUCUAUCGAAUGAAACAACCUAAGAUUGUGCUGCUCAUUUUUGUCUCUGGGAAGAUUGUCCUUACUGGAGCUAAGGUUAGAGAUGAGACUUAUGCUGCCUUUGAGAAUAUAUAUCCUGUUCUCACAGGAUUCCGAAAAGUUCCGCAAUGGUAUGGCGACGUGGUGUUGUGUGCAUCAGUUUUAUUACUAUAGCAGUAAUUUUGUUUAUUUGCAUUCAUUAUUUUGAUGAAUGGAUUUACAUGUGCCUGAGAAGCCCCUCCUGUUCACGUGUAAUUGGCUUUAGUUCCCUUGUCAUGGAAGGUGAUCUGGCAUUGGUACAUAAUGGUAUUGUAUGUUAAAAGCAAUGUGUACUGAAGAUCAUUUAGAUAGAGCAAACUAUUUCAUGAAACAACCCAGAUUUGGCAUUAUUGUCCUUUAAGCUAGUGUUUAUGAUGUUGGAUUUUCCCAUUAAA
Salvia hispanica is the source of this 1141-nucleotide messenger RNA. Lineage: Eukaryota; Viridiplantae; Streptophyta; Magnoliopsida; Lamiales; Lamiaceae. The record is from RefSeq and is a predicted model, not a curated record.